Molecule: messenger RNA, 1484 nt
Organism: Poecilia reticulata (guppy)
Lineage: Eukaryota; Metazoa; Chordata; Actinopteri; Cyprinodontiformes; Poeciliidae
Gene: cavin4b
Product: caveolae associated protein 4b
Biological process (GO): regulation of gene expression
Cellular component (GO): cytoplasm; caveola
Source: RefSeq, a predicted model, not a curated record
ACCUCCAGUUGUAGAGGGGUGAGCUGGUCCUUCUGCCUUCUCGCCGUCUCUUCUCUAUCCCACUGCCUCAGCCCUCAGGCUGUGGUUCUCGGUUCUUUACCACCACUAACUUCCACAGAUUCURCAGGGUUUUUAUCUCCCUUCAUCUCUUCUUUCAUUUUCAUUUGGAUCAUUGAAUUCAAGCAACCAACUGACCAGACAGUUCAAAGACCAACCAGCCAGCAAGAAUGACGGACAAACCGGUGCUGCCAGCAGGAGGCGGAGAUGAUGCCGGCGGCAUCAUGGCGCUGCUGGAGCGUGUGGCGGGCCUCAUGGACAACGUCCAGGCCACACAGCAGCGCAUGGAGGAGCGUCAGCUGGAGCUGGAGAACACRGUGAAAACCAUCCAGGCCGACGUCGUCAAACUCACCAACGAUCACGCAAACACCAGCUCCACGGUCAGCCGGCUGCUGGAGAAGACCCGCAAGGUCAGCUGCCACAUCAAGGAUGUCAGGGUGCGGGUGGAGAACCAGAACCUCAGGGUGAAGAAGGUGGAGGCCACGCAGGGAGACCUGCUCGCCAAGAACAAGUUCAGGGUGGUCAUCUACCAGGGUGACCAGGAAGUUAAAGCGAUCACACCAGGUAACGAGCCGGCAGAGACCGGCGGUGCAGCUGCAGCAAGGCCUGAGGUGGAACCAGACAAGUUUGAGCUUCCUCCAGAGUCGGACGAGGAGUACAUGGUUGUGGAGGAAGCAGACUCCUCAUCAGCCGGUCGGAUGAAGAAGACAGGCUUGACACGCAUCGAGAGCUUCAAAGCCACCUUCUCCAAGGAGAACAUGAGCAAAACCCGCGAGAACCUGGGCACCAAAGUCAACAAAUUCGGCGAGCGAAUCGUAACGGCCGAAAGGCGCGAGAAGAUCCGCCAGUCUGGAGAGAAGCUGAAGCAGUCAGGCGAGAAGCUGAAGGAGACCUUCACCAAGACGGUCCCRGCGAAGCUGAACCUGAAGAAAGAGAGGACUGUGGCUGAGGGUCAGGAAGGAGCAGAGGGAGCUGCAGAGGCUGCCGUUCCAGUUCCUCCUCCUAAAGGCCGUAAGAGCAGCCCAGCAGCAGCCCGGGCGGCUGAAGACGAGGCCAAGGCRGCCGAGUCUGAGGUACCCAUGUACGACAUGAAGCAGCUGUCAUAAACAGGACAGGUGGCCAGUUUUCUUGGACCUGAGACCACAGAGAGAGCAUGAUGUGGUGUCUGAGGAGGAAGUUCUCUGAUUGACAUGCAGAUGGAAUCACCUCAACAUGACUGAACAUUGAGACAAGAACAGAUUCCUGGAAUCACUGGGAUGUUUGAUGCUGAGUGUUUUCAGAACAUCCAGCAUCACGUUUCUGUUUGUGUUACUGUGUCUGAUUGAAAUGUGUUAGGAGUUUAUCACAAGCUGCUGCUGCUGAUUUGCAUGUUGAAGUUGAAAUGUUGGACGGAAUGAGUUUGUGGAACGUUUUGUUCUUAAAUAUGU